GGUUAAAAAUGUUGUCUCUAACAGACCCGAAAAGUAACAACCCUGUUCUGGCCUCACUUCAAAUCAAAACGUCGGAAAAAAUUAUCUCGGUUAAGGAAAACGGCAGCGCAGACUCGAACUUCAUUCUAACGCAUUUGAUAAAACAAAUUUUCUACGAAAAAAACAAAAUCCUGCUCAUCGGGUUGCAUAACACUUUAGAUCACUACCAAAACGUGGGUAAAAAGUUGGGUUAUGAUUUUAAGAAGAGCAUCGACGAUCAUCAGGCGGGAAUAAUAGAACCUUUGGAUGAUUUGACGCAGAAAAUAAUCGAAGACGAUGUGUAUGAGAAUAAAGAGGAACUGGUUAAAUGUUUGUUCGGGGAAAUACAAUCGCAGAUAGCGCUGCUAUCGGAAAGCACCACCCAACAGAUUUACCUCAUUGUGGACGAUUUAAGCCACCUGUUGGAUUUAGGGGUGGACAUCGCCCACAUAAUUUCGUUUAUUAAUUACUGCAACUCUCUUGUGGACACGGAAAACGUUGCGGUUGUCAUCAACACGCACGUGUGCAACAAAAUCGACGAAAUUAUAUCGAACACGCUGCAAUAUGUAUCGGACGUACAUAUAGAGGUGGCCUCUUUGAAAACGGGGCGUAGCACUGAUGUGACCGGAGUUAUCAACGUAUCCCGUGACGGUGGUACAAACCACUACCAAUACAAAACGUUUGAUAGGGGGGUGAAGACCUUCCAUCCUGGCCAAGCCAUUUUCAAUAUGUACAAGUAA
Messenger RNA from Brassicogethes aeneus, 758 nucleotides. The record is from the annotation of a GenBank genome assembly. Lineage: Eukaryota; Metazoa; Arthropoda; Insecta; Coleoptera; Nitidulidae.